This is a messenger RNA of Penicillium brevicompactum, 2142 nucleotides long. Its product is annotated as Zn(II)2Cys6 transcription factor. Gene Ontology annotation, molecular function: zinc ion binding; sequence-specific DNA binding; DNA-binding transcription factor activity, RNA polymerase II-specific. The record is from RefSeq and is a predicted model, not a curated record. The transcript has 9 exons. Gene Ontology annotation, biological process: positive regulation of transcription by RNA polymerase II; DNA-templated transcription. NCBI's taxonomy places the organism in Eukaryota, Fungi, Ascomycota, Eurotiomycetes, Eurotiales, Aspergillaceae. The coding region runs from base 1 to 2142 and encodes 713 amino acids. Gene Ontology annotation, cellular component: nucleus.
AUGAACCCCUCGGCGCACCAAAUAGGCAUGCCUGCAACACCAAAACCCAAGAAAUGCCAGAAGGCAUGCGAGCGAUGUCGGUCUAUGAAAGUGAAAUGCUCUGGAUCCAGUCCUUGCACAAGAUGUGCUCGGAGGAAGAAGCCUUGCCACUUUCCAGUGGAGGAGAAUCGGAUUUCGGUAUCGGAACGAUACCUGCGCGAAUUGGAAGCGCAUAUCAACAGAAGUGGAAGCUCUGGGCAGAAUACUGUCUUACCACAUCCUGAUCACAGUCCCCUAGAGGAGACCUUGUUUAUGGGAAAUGAGGAUACAGAAAUUCCUCCAACUCCCCACACGUCUGACACUUUGCUUGAAAACCAAGCUCAUAUUGGCUGGCAGCCGGCCCGUCAUGGUAGGAAUGGGCCCGCCCUUACAUACACCAGAAACCCCCCCGGAGAGGAUAUGAGGACAAUCGUGCCAUCACGCAUACUUCCCACCAAUCUAGAUUCUCCAAGAACCCUUUGGUUGAUCGAGAUCCCUCUUUUGCACAAACCCCAGAUGGCCGAUUUUGUACGGUACAUGGGACCAACAUCAUCAUGGUCCUUCUGUCGCCGUGUCCUUGCACUGAUAGGGAGAAAAGUGCCUGAGUCAAACUGUCCACCAGAUCCAUUCCAUAUUGAUGGCACCGCCUUCAAGUUACACUGGCGACCGUUCCCGCCAGACGAAGUACCCGACGUUACUAAUCUACCUCCAUUGGACUAUGCACUGUUUUUAUUCAACACAGUUAAAUUCUACUUUGGGUUUCUUUCAUUUAUGAUCGACGAGACAUCUUAUUUACGAGAUCUGCAUCAGUUCUACAAAGAUCCGGCAGCCAAAGCAUCUUCCGCCAGGCCAUGGUAUUGCCAGUAUUUGCUCGUGUUGGCAUUUGGAAAAGCAUUUUUGACGCAGAAGAAUCAUUCUGGGACUCCGCCAGGUCACCAAUACGCAUCACGAGCGAUGGCUCUGUUACCAGAUUUGUCUGGCAUUGAUGAAAACCCUCUGGCUUGUAUCCAGGCUUUGAGUCUGGGUGCUGUCUAUCUUCAAUCAAUAGAUAUGAGGAGAGCAGCGUUUCAACAUAUUGGUCAUGCUCUGCGUGGUUGUAUCAUUGAAGGCAUUCAUCGACAUGUACCCGAGGAAAUAUGUGGGCCUAAACUAUCACAAAGGUGUAGGACGAUAUUCUGGGUGGUAUACAUGCUCGAUCGCGAGUUCUCUGCUCUGAUCGGUGCACCGAGCUCUAUUCGAGAUGAGGACAUCACUGUCAAGCUACCGGCGGAGAUGGACAACUCGGUGGAACAUAUCAACCUGACAUUACAUGUUCGACUUUCGCGACUGAUGGCUACAAUUCUGACCACCGUCUACGGAGUAGAUAAUGACUUCGAUGACACACUUGUGCGAAGCACGCAGUCGAUCCUUCAUAGCAUGGCUGAGCUCUCGCAAGAUUUGACAGAUUUUCUUGACACUCAUUUCCACGGCUUAAUCAGUCGGGCCUCAAAAAUGGCGAUCAGAUUGAUGCUGGCUCACCAUCAUUGCGUGGUUUUGACGACAAGGCCACUAGUCAUGUGCGCUCUUCAUAUGCACAUUGAGCGAACAGAGCGACAAACUUCUCAAACAAUUGCUCUAUCUAAUCCUGUUUCAUCCCUUUUACAAUGCUGUGCCGAGUCCGCACAGACAAUUCUCCAGACCCUUCGUGUUUUAGCCGACGAUGAUUUAAUGGAUGCAUUCUUACCAUUCCAAAUCGAAGAUGCAUCGUCUUCUGCAUUCGUUCUAUACCUGAUUCGUGCAAUUGCACCAUCGGUCAUUUCAAAUGACGCCUGGUGCGAAAAUUUGGAAUGUGUGUUGGACAAGUUGAUAUCAAAAGGAAAUUUGGCUGCGCCUCUGCGGAGGCUUGAGCUAAGACAAUUGGAGCAUGUGUUGGCGCCUUUGACGCCAAAGCUGUCUUACCGACCUCCGCCCAGAGACAUUCAUGAGGAAAAUGAAAUUAACGAGGAAUCCUAUAUGUUUGACCAGGAAGAAUUCGAGUGGGAUAUGCUCGGGCUGAAUUCUUCCGUCAGUCUUCCACCACAAGAGCUGUUAGAUCUUGCCGAUCAGCUGGAUGUGGAAGGUAUCAUGCAGUCUGUCGGGGGUUGA